Melanotaenia boesemani (Boeseman's rainbowfish) is the source of this 2000-nucleotide messenger RNA. RefSeq names its product deleted in azoospermia-like (gene dazl). Gene Ontology annotation, molecular function: RNA binding. The transcript is spliced from 10 exons. The coding region runs from base 92 to 736 and encodes 214 amino acids. Lineage: Eukaryota; Metazoa; Chordata; Actinopteri; Atheriniformes; Melanotaeniidae. The record is from RefSeq and is a predicted model, not a curated record.
UAACAUGCUUGUUACUGUCGUGCGGAUGAGCAGUUCUGCGGCUUGAGUUGCCUGGCCAAAUUAUCGGUUUUAAUUUAUUUUUUUUUUAGAAAUGGAUGUUAACAAGCCCAGAAACAUCUACCAGACUGUACCUUAUAAGUUGUCAAAUGGAUACAUCCUACCUGAGGGCAAACUGACUCCUAACGCUCUCUUUGUUGGUGGGAUAGACAUGAAGGUGGGUGAAAAUGAAAUGCGUGAAUUCUUUGCAAGAUAUGGUGCUGUAAAGGAAGUAAAAAUAAUCACGUACCGUGGAGGGAUCUGCAAAGGUUAUGGGUUUGUGUACUUUAAUGAAGAUGUCAACAUCCAGUCAAUCAUUGAGCAACAGAUCAGUUUUAAGGGCCGGAAACUCAAGCUGGGUCCUGCCAUCAUGAAAGAGCGGAACUCACGCUCCAUGCUGUCCCGCCUGGUUGAACCAACUCCUUGGAUGAGUCCCACCCCGUACUUUUACUGUGCCUGCUGCUCACCCAUGGGGGGAGGGAUGUCGCAGCCCUCACCCAUCCUGAGUGGAUGCAGCCCAUACAAUCAGCCGUACUCUUACACCAACUUUGGAGGGGUCAUGAUUCCACCGAUGCCGAUGAACUACGCACAGAAUGCCUACCAGUACAUUCCACCUCCCUGGACUGCAGACCAGAGGACACAGCCUUUCAGUCAGAACUUUGUGGACUGUGAAGUCAAGACUAUGUUGACUGUGCUGUAGUUCAAAGCCCCUGACAGCUAAAGCACUACUUCAAAACACAGUUGUGGUGGCAUCAAAGAAUCCAAAUGCACACUGACAUCUCGACGUUCCAGACAUCGGGAUGCAACUCGCCUCUUCACAAUGUUGGAAUGCCCUCCCCUUUCUUUCUUUGCCUCAAAAUUAAAGAGCCAUUUUAACACCAGACUUCAUGAGCUUUCCACUUUAACUCAACCAGUUUGAUCCCAGCCACUUUAACCAAGAUUAAGGUUGACCUGAUGUCAGCUGCUUUUAACUCACUUGGAUCACAGUGACCGUUGCACCGAAUGAGCAGGGCACCAUAAAUGUACCAGCUGAUGCAUGGGAUCACAUUCUUAUGUUUUUUUUCCACCUUUGUUUAUUAUUCCAGACAAAAGAUGAAAGGACUUUUAAGCUUACACUUUGUGCUUAUUUAUGUUUUAUUUAUUUUUUGAAUUAUUUUAAAUAUUUGGUUGGGGUUUUUAAGCCUCUGCGAGGGCUCUUUGUACAUAACUCUUUCUAUAUAUUGUAACAAUGUCUUGACAGUAAUUUGUUCUUUACAGCUACGGAGCGUUUCUCUUCUCCCAAGUUAGGUUCAAUGCUCCUCUGAUUAAGAUUUUCAUUAACUUUUCUACAAGCAUAAGGGGCACUCCAUUAAUUCAAGCAGUCAUUUAUUUUGUGCUACAUUUUAUUUCCAUUACAGUGAAUGAGAAGCAGAUUUGUCUCAGCACCGCAUCAGUUUUAGUCAUUUCUGGACUAAUUUUCAGUUGGUUCCUGGAGUUUGUAGUCAGGGUCAAUCACGGCAUCGAUUUGUUUACCAUCACACAAUCAAUUUGUAAGCAGAGAGGAAAAAGUAGAAAAUGUGGGAUUAGUUUGAAGUAAGGUGCUUUAUUUCAUUCAUUCAUUCACUGCUCAGUGUUUGUUCACUACGUGUUUCAGAGUUUUGGGGUUUAAUCUUGGAGACAUUUCCACAAAGAAUUUUAUAUGUAUGUCACAAGUGAGUGCACUUGAUGUUUUGAUAUUUUAUUUUUAGAAGCAACUUGGCACAACUGAAAAUGCACAUUUGUAAAUGGUGUACGUCACUGAUUUGUCUUUUUUCUUUUUACACACUUGUUUGUAGUUUUGCAUGGACAUUCACCUUGAGAGCUGUUGUGUGCAAGUGUUUUUUUUCUUGUUCAGAGAGCCUUGGCACUGCACUGUUUGGUAUUAGUUGGUGCUCAUGUUUAGUAGAGUUUGGGCAUUUUUGUUGAAUAAUAAAGUUUAAUUUGUU